This is a messenger RNA of Cladocopium goreaui, 534 nucleotides long. Lineage: Eukaryota; Dinophyceae; Suessiales; Symbiodiniaceae. The record is from the annotation of a GenBank genome assembly.
AUGGAGUGUCCCAUAUGCCUGGAGCCAUACACUGGAUCUCGAGGGCCACAUCUUCCCAAAGUUUUUUCUUGCGGUCAUAGCAUUUGCGAACUAUGUUUGAAGGAAUUUUCCGGUGCCCAACUGGAGUGUGCACUUUGCCGUGCCACGGUCGAUGCAGCACAUAUUUCGACCAACUACGCACUUUGCUCCGUACUCGAUGCAGAAAUUGCCCAGGCACCCUCCAACACUGCUCGAACUGGUUCAACUACUGCUCGCAGUAGUUCCCCCAGUCCAAAGGCUCGAAGUGAUGACGGUUUCUUCUCAAUGACUGAAGACUCAGAUGAUGAUGACCCGCUUCCUGCAGGGCGGCGUGGGAACGGUAGAGCCCAGGCCGACGUUCGCCGGACGUUCGCCGAGCGUUGGGCGCCCUCUGCUCCUCCGCUGACCUUUGAGCAAUUGGACCAGCUGGAUCCGGAGCUGGCACCAUCUGCCCCACCUUUCGCCACUGCGAUGAGAAUUUGGACUCGGAAAAACAUGACAAGUUUGGCUGUUUGA